Suricata suricatta (meerkat) is the source of this 1230-nucleotide messenger RNA. RefSeq names its product syncytin-1-like. NCBI's taxonomy places the organism in Eukaryota, Metazoa, Chordata, Mammalia, Carnivora, Herpestidae. The record is from RefSeq and is a predicted model, not a curated record.
AUGGUGAUGCAGUCCUCCUGCCUUGGCACUGUGGGAAAACCUGUUUGUUGGAAUGUGUCCCCUCCCGUUCAUAUCUCCAACGGAGGAGGACUGCAAGAUCAAUACAGGAUGGUCAAAACCCAAGAUAGAGUUCAGAAAUUAAUGGAGGAAUUAAAUCCUAAGUUUAAUUAUCACCCUAUAGCACUUCCUGGACCUCGAGAUGCUACUUUAGACUUUUCUGUUUUUUCCAUACUGGAAAGUGCCCAUAAAAUCCUAAACACUACUAAUCCUUCAUUGGCACAAAAUUGUUGGUUGUGCCUAAAAAUAGGGGUGCCUGUGCCCAUGGCCCUCCCUCAGCAACAUGACCUUACAUUCAGCAAUGCCUCCUGUGUAAUUAUCCCACCAUUGCUAGUGCAACCAGUAUUAUUCCAUAACGCCACUUGCCUCUACUCAACUCCCCACAACGACAGUUUUGGGAUAGACCUAGGAUUUGCCUCCUCUUUCGCUAAUUGCAACUUCACUCACAACUAUACAUCCCCUAUCUGCUCUAGUAAUAACACUGUUUUUGUAUGUGGCAAUAAUAGAGUUUAUACUUAUCUCCCCGCCAAUUGGACGGGGCUGUGCACCCUGGCCUUCCUUCUCCCGGAUAUCGGUAUCAUUCCUGGAGAUGAGCCUGUCUCCCUGCCCAGUUUUGAUUACAUAUCCAGCCGAUGUAAACGGGCAGUUCAAAUUGUUCCCUUACUGGUCGGCCUAGGGCUGGCUACAGCAAUUACUGCAGGAUCUGCAGGAUUGGGUGUAUCCAUGACCCAGUAUAAUAAGCUCUCUAGACAACUAAUUGCUGAUGUACAAGUUCUUUCCAAUACUAUUCAAGACAUCCAAGAUCAGGUGGACUCCUUGACAGAAGUUGUCCUACAAAACAGACGAGGCCUUGACUUACUCACCACCAAGCAGGGAGGAAUCUGUUUGGCUUUACAGGAGCGGUGCUGUUUCUAUGCGAAUAAAUCCGGUGUUGUCAGAGACAAGAUCCAAAACCUUCGAGAGGACUUGGAGAAAAGAAGAAGGGAGCUUGCUGAUAACCCCUUUUUCACUGGAUUCCAUGGACUUCUGCCUUAUAUUCUGCCCCUCUGACCUAUUCUGGGAUUGUUGAUUCUGGUAUCUCUGGGCCCUGUUCUGUUUAAUAAAGUCAUGGCAUUUCUGAGGCAGCAAAUAGAUGCUAUCAAAAUGCAGCCUAUCCAGGUCCAUUAUCACUAA